Messenger RNA from Syzygium oleosum, 1254 nucleotides. RefSeq names its product pyrroline-5-carboxylate reductase. Gene Ontology annotation, molecular function: pyrroline-5-carboxylate reductase activity. Bases 105 to 944 code for a protein of 279 amino acids. The record is from RefSeq and is a predicted model, not a curated record. Gene Ontology annotation, biological process: L-proline biosynthetic process. Lineage: Eukaryota; Viridiplantae; Streptophyta; Magnoliopsida; Myrtales; Myrtaceae. The transcript has 7 exons.
CCCGCUCCAAACGGUGGCCGCUCACGCCCGUCAGCCCCCCUCUCGCAGUUCGACCCGGGCGAGUACCCCUCUGUUUCGGGAGCCGCAGAGCCGCGCGGGAGACGAUGGAGAUGAUGGCGGCGCCGCCGGUACCGGCCGAGACGUACAAGCUCGGGUUCAUCGGGGCCGGCAAGAUGGCGGAGUCCAUCGCCAGGGGGGUGGUCAAGUCGGGCGUCUUGCCUCCGUCCAGGAUCCGCACCGCCGCCCACACCAACCAGAGCCGGCGCGCCGCCUUCGAGUCCUUCGGCGUCCAAGUCCUCUCCGACAAUCAAGCUGUAGUUGAAGACAGUGAUGUGGUCAUCUUCUCAGUGAAACCCCAAGUUGUUAAAGGUGUUGUCUCCCAGUUGAGGCCACUACUAUCAAAGAAGCAGCUUUUGGUCUCAGUAGUUGCCGGAGUAAAAUUGAAGGAUUUACAGGAUUGGGCUGGCCAUGAUCGAUUUAUCCGUGUGAUGCCAAAUACUCCUGCUGCUGUUGGGGAGGCUGCAUCUGUUAUGAGUCUGGGAGGAGCAGUAAAAGAAGAGGAUGCAGAACUCAUUGCUACUUUAUUCGGAUCUAUAGGCAAGAUUUGGAAAGCCGAUGAAAAAUAUUUUGAUGCAAUUACUGGCCUGAGCGGCAGUGGUCCAGCAUAUAUCUUUCUGGCAAUAGAAGCUUUGGCUGAUGGAGGAGUUGCCGCAGGUCUUCCAAGAGAACUUGCACUGGGUCUAGCUUCGCAAACGGUGUUGGGUGCAGCAUCUAUGGCCUCCAAAAUGGGCAAGCAUCCAGGUCAGCUCAAGGAUGAUGUUGGAUCACCAGGGGGUACUACAAUUGCUGGUAUUCAUGAACUGGAAAAGGGUGGAUUCCGGGGGAUUUUGAUGAAUGCAGUCAUUGCUGCUGCUAAGCGUGGCCGUGAACUUUCCCCUUCCUAAUUCUGACUUCAACUUUUCAGGCCACAUCGUAUGCUUAACUCUUUCGAGAAAAUAGCUCAAAAGGGUGAGCUUGGCUGUCCCUCUGAUUUUGACUUGACUAUCAGCUUCAUUCUAGGCUAGGCUUUUCUAAACGUUCUUGUUUCAGCUGUCAGAUUCUAUUUAUUUUCAUUGCAAUCCAUCUGCUUGGUUUGUCUUUAACAAAGGAAGAUUGCUUAUGGGUGCAGCUUGAGGUCCAACUAGCAUGUAGUCUUCAAGUUCCCUUUCUUUCAAGUUCUAUACUAUCAAGAGCUUGCGAGAUCCGACUACCUAA